This is a messenger RNA of Paramecium sonneborni, 1545 nucleotides long. Lineage: Eukaryota; Ciliophora; Oligohymenophorea; Peniculida; Parameciidae. The record is from the annotation of a GenBank genome assembly.
AUGGAGCCUCCAAAUUGUAAAACUUACUUUUCAUCUUAGUAUUACCUAAAUCUGUAAUGGAUGGAUUUGACAACCUCUUAUUGACUUAAACCUAAUUUAUGAAUUAAAAAAAGAAGGUAUUCUUGGAAGACAAUAUAAAAUACGGAAAGGAAAUAGACAGAGAUUAUAAUAAAUUAUAAGAUAUUCUUGAUGUAUAAAUAUGAUAAUAUAUGAAGAAUUUAUAAGGAAAGAUUGAUAAAAUUAUAAAAUCUUAAGAGGAUGACUUUAUGAUAGCAUAUAGAGAAUAAAUGACAGAGGUGUAAAAAGAAUUGAAAAAUAUGAAAAGAAAAAUAGAUGAGGAAGCUUUGAGAUAAAAGGCUGAUGAAAAGAAGAGGAUUUUAGAGGAAGAAAGAGAUUAUUUUAAGGAAGAAGCCUUAAGAUUAGAUAAACUAUGUUAGGAAUAGUUAAGAACUAUUGAAGAACUUAAAUUUAAAUUAAAAAUAACAUUAGAAGAAAGACAAUAUUAUGAAGGCUUUGUUAUUGGUAUAAUAAAAUUUAAUUAAAAAAAAUAGAUUCUAAGAAGGAAAAUAAAGCAUUAAAAUAUGAAUUAUUAUAUUUGUAUAAAUAAAAAAGUGAGGAAUAAAAAUAAGGUACAAGAUUAGGUUCAGUUGGGAAUGUUGGUUAAAGAAAUAAUAUAAAAAAGAUGUUAGACAUGAGACCAAUGACUUAAGAUGGUACAUAGGUAAGUUCAACAAAAGAUGAAAUUGGUGAAGUAUCUAAACGAAAUUUUUCAUCAGCUAAAUAACCAUAAAAAACUUAAUUUUCGAAUAAAUUUUAAGAUUAAGGUUCUUCAUUAAAUGAUUUCUAUAAAAGAGAAUUAUCCUCAUAAUAAUAGAGUAGAUAGAAUUAAGAUAUGCAAUAAGUAAUAAUCACUUUAUAUUAGAUUGAAGAAAUAUCAAAAAAAGAUAUAAUAUCAGAAUUAAAGUAAUAACUAUAAAAAGAGAAAUAAUUAACUUAAUAAUUAAAAGUAGAGCUUUCAUAAUAAAAUUGCCAAAGAGGAGAACUUGAGUCAAUAUUACUUGAAUGUGUUGCAGAAGCUAAAAAAGAAGUUCACUCUCGUUAAUCUUUAUAAAAGCAGCUUUUGAAUCAUAGAUAUUUAGAUUUAAAUCAUCCUGAUGGAGAAUUAAAUUUCUCUUCAUUUACACAUACGGAUAAAAUGUAUUUCAAAAAAUUUUAUACUUUAGUUAAUUGUUAAGAAAAUAUAUUGGAAGCGAAGAAUUUUUAGAUUAGUUAUAUUAACUUACUUUUCAUAAUUAAUUGUAAAUAUCAACAUCACUUAAAUUAAAUGAAAAGUGGAAGAUGGAUGCUGAAGAAGCAACUAAAAAAUUUAAUAAUUUUAAAACCUUUAAAUUUAAACACAUUACCAGUUAGCGUAAAUAUUAUAUAUGAAUAAUAGCUAUUUUAAAAACUGCACUUGUAAAGAAAAAUGAAAGAGAAAUAAUUUCAAUAUCAAAUAAUUUCACAGAUAAAACCAAAGGUCUUAUUGAUAAAAUUAUUAAAAAUUGA